This is a messenger RNA of Acipenser ruthenus (sterlet), 3713 nucleotides long. Its product is annotated as kyphoscoliosis peptidase. The transcript has 7 exons. Bases 142 to 2826 code for a protein of 894 amino acids. The record is from RefSeq and is a predicted model, not a curated record. NCBI's taxonomy places the organism in Eukaryota, Metazoa, Chordata, Actinopteri, Acipenseriformes, Acipenseridae.
GGUGAAUCCCAGGCCACCCGUUGGGGUAUAAAACAAGCCUGGGGGUGCAGAGGUUUUCACACUGUCCUGGGAUGGAAUGAGAACAAGAGAGAUAGAGAUACACAUAUACAGGCUGGUCAGACAGGUUUGUGACAACCAAAGAUGGGCAAUAGCAACAGCUUCCAAGUGAUUUCAAAGAUUUCAGAUUCAAAGACACCUUUGGAAUUGAAAGAGGACUGUCCUGUCAAUGGCAACAACAACAACAACAACAACAACAACAACAACAACAACAACAACAACAACAACAACAACAACAACAACAACAACACAGAGUUAACAGACGAGGCCUACACCAGGACUCCACAUGACAGAGAGAACCAGAAUCCUGAGCCACGGUCUAAAACUAGCACCUUAAAAAAGUCAGCUGUCACAAACAGCAUCCUUGAUAGUGAACUGCACACUACCACUGUCAGCAAAGAUGGGAGAGCAGCUCUCCAUCAGGAGACUGCGGUCAAGGGCAAGACCAUCCAGACUACCCAAGAGCAGAGAAGCACGGUCCCCUCCGUCGCCUUCUGCUCUCCAGGAGUCCUCUCCAGGAGAAAUGUGUUUGAGUUCUGGGGGGCUGUGGAGCAACAGGAGCAAAGCAGCAACAACGGGAGGCCCUCCACCAAGCGGCAGCUGUCUUCUGAGAGUGCACGGACCUUUAGAGUGGUGAAGAAAUCCACUGUGAAGAAGGAGGAAUCGGGCUCCGUGGUCCAGAAGGAGGUCUACUCGGAGGUGUCUGGGUUGAAAUCUCGGGAGGGAGAGAAAGGAACUGUCUUCACUAGAACCAUCCCUGUGAAGAGGAAGCUCCGGAGGGACCUGUUCUCUGAUCCCAAGGUCUUUGAGAGAGUGGACAACCAUGUUCUGAGAGUCAGUAAGCAGCUGAAGGCAGACAAGAUGUUCUCUUUGUCCAGAAUCGUCCAUUGUGUCACUGAGGAAGCCCAGAGUGAUUUGGAGAGGGUGCGCGCCAUAUGGAUCUGGCUGUGUCAUAAUAUCGAAUAUGACGUGACUGGGUAUCUGGGGCUGUCUGAGAAGAUGUGCUCCCCAGAGCAGGUGAUCCAGGCAGGGAAAGGCGUGUGCUGUGGGUACUCCAGAAUCUGUCUGGAGAUGUGCAGGGAGGUGGGUAUCAAGUGCAUGGAGGUCUCCGGCUAUGGGAAAGGCAUUGGAUAUCGGCUCGGGCAAAGCUACCAGAACAAGAAGUCCAACCACAUGUGGAACGUGGUGCAGCUGGGAGGGCAGUGGUGCCUAUUGGACUCCUGCUGGGGCGCCGGUACUGUGGACAUCGAGAGCAAGACCUUCACACAGAGGUAUGAUGAGUUUUACUUCCUGGCAGACCCUGAGGACUUCAUCGACUCACACUGCCCUGACGAUCCUCAGUGGCAGCUGAUGGACUCCACAGUCUCCAUGGAGCAGUUCGAGCAGAGGGUGUUUAAGACAUCGGAGUUCUAUAGGCUGGGUCUCUCCAUCAUAUCACCAAAAGAGUUUCCUCUGCACACAGUAAACGGAGAGGCCAUGGUGUCCAUUGGAUGUGCAAAGCCAGUGGACUUCACCUAUCAGAUCUCCCAGCUGAGCGCGGGUGCCGUGAAGGACUUGAGCAGCUCAUUCGGGCUCCUGACCGUGUCCCGUCAAGGCAUGAAGCUGAAGCUCCUCCCCCCGGCCAGUGGCGCUUACGAUGUCAUGAUAUUCGCUCGCUCUGCGUACUCUGAAGGCAGUUUGAGCUGGGUCUGCUCCUUCCAGGUGGAAUGUUUUGAACCCAAGCCUUCGGAGGAACUCCCAGAGAACCCCUUCCUCUCCUGGGGUCUUCAUCAAACAGCCAAAGAGCUGGGCCUCAGAGAGUGCAGCCAUGGGGCAGAGCCCAUUGUGGUUGACACCGGAUCCUUUGAGCUGACCCUGCGGACCACGAGACCGCUGAUGGUCCUGUGUGAGCUGGUCCACAAAGACCUGGACCCGAUCCUCUCCAAGAGAUGCAUUGCCUCCCAGAUGGAGCAGGACAAGCUGACCUGCCACAUCCUCUGCCCGUACCGUGGCUACUAUCGUCUUUCUGUCUUCGUGAGGGACUUUGAGGGUGAAGGCAGUUUACAAAACUCAGGAAACUUUCUCUUGAAGUGCACUGGCCCCACCAUAAACCUCAAUGAGCUCUUUCCACCUGCCCUCAGUGCGUCCUGCGGUCCUGGUAUCAAGACACAGAAGCUUGGGAUCUCCAAGCCUAGCCAUGCAGCCCCCAUCAUCACCACCCAACAGGGCAAAUGCAACAUCACUUUCCACAUCUCCCAAGACCUGGAGUUCACCGCUGUUCUGGCCAAGGAAAAUAUGAAAGACGCAACGCAUACACUGGACAGGCAUGUCCUUUUCACCUACACGGACAGUAAGGUGACGGUCAGCGUUUGUUUGCCAGAAGCCGGGAUCUACAAACUGGGUCUCCACGCGAAGGCAGCUUCCAGCGAGGAUUUCACCCAUGUUUGUGACUACAUCCUUAAAUGCACCUCUGAGGAAGGGUGGCAGCCUUUCCCCACCACGUACAGGGCCUGGAAGAAGGGCUGUGUGCUCUUUGAGCCCAGGUCUGGCAUGCUGGAGCCCCUGGGCAGGGUCCGGUUCCGGGUUCGAGUCCCUGGAGCUCAGAAGGUCUGUGUGGUCGGGGAGUCACGGACUGAGCUGCAGCUCAAUAAAAGCAGGGUGUGGGAAGGAGAAGUCUCCACUGGAGGAGCAGUACCUGAACUGAAAGUGGCAGCAAAGUUUGACGCAGAAUCGACAGGCAUGGACGUGAUUUUGUCUUUUGGCAUUCUAGGCCACCAAAAUGAAUUAUGAACUUUCUAAACUGAGUAUACUCAUACUGAGCCUGCUAUCUGUAGGAAAAUAAGUUAAAUAGAUUUGUCUAUUUAGAUACGUAGCACAAGUAUCAGCCUGAAUUCUACAGCCUAGCAGUUAUACGAAACCGAAUCUGAAUUGUUAUUGAACAGAAAACAACAACAGAAAGAAUCUGAUAAGCUGGUGGAAUUCUGAUAUUAUACAGCAUUGAUUUUGGAAGGAAGGAAUCAUAGGGUCUUUAAUUGAUCUAAAUUGUAGUGGCUCUAAAUAGUGGCGCUGUUUGCAUUAUUAAAACAGGGCUCUGGUAAUGCACAGGAGUCUUUUUAAUGUAUUUUUGUUUUGUUUUAAUGCUGUGCUGUCUUUAAGAUCAAUUCAACAGACAACCAUGUCUUUAGUGGGCUGCUGUGUUUUUUCACUCCCAAAUUAUGAACUUGAAAUUACAAAACCAGGACUGUGUUCAAAUGAGCAGUAGUAUAAUAUACUUUGACAAUAUAACUUUUAAAUAAAAACUGUAUUAAGUUGGUGGGAUGAGGUGAACUGGUUGGUACAUACUAUAAUAUGGCAUGUGCAUUUAUAACAUUUUCAGUCAUGUACUGUAUGUAUUCUCUGAACAUAUGUUAAACUGUUACGCAAAAUAAAAUGAAAAAAAAAAACAUUCAGUCACUAAUAAAGAUUUAUUAGAAAUAACAAUUAUUUUUACAUGUUCAUAAUGUCUUUUCUCUAAAGCCUGUCUGCAAGUAUGCAUGUAUAAAAGGAAGCUGUUGUUUGCUGGAGGAGUUUGGGUGAGUGUUUGUGCUGUGAUUUUUGUAUGGUUUAGCAAUGUGGUAGUGAAGGUGAAUGCCCAACCUACACAUAGUUAUUCUUUUGUUUCAGGCUUUUAUUUUGGC